GUGAUACUCAUAUAUAAAAGGCAUUGUUCUCCAUCGAACUAAAUAAAAGAAUCUAUUGCAGGCACCGGCUAUUAACAUCAUCCUGCAGGGUAUGGAUUCGAUUUUUCAAAAAAUGAUGUUUAUGCAUGUCUUUCGCACAGCCAGCGUCGCUGAUCGAUUUGGAAUCAGCCGAUUUCUGGGGUCUCGUCGUUCUCCACUAUGUCCGGGAUUUGCCACUCAUGCACCACCUCCACUGUGUUCGCCACCUCAAACUUCAGCACCACAGGAGGGGAUAGACUUUACGACAGCCAAAAUAGCUGUAUGGUGGGACACGGAGAAUUGCCACAUUCCUAAGGGUUAUGAUGCCCGCCGCCUAGGGAGAAGCAUUAGGGACUCGCUUGAAAAAGCGAAUUACCAAGGUCCCGUGUCCAUCUAUGCCUUCGGUGAUAUGCAACUCAUUCCUCAUUUGACCCAGCAGGCGCUGAUCUCUACUGGAAUAGACUUGCAUCAUGUUCCCCCAAAAAAUAACGAUGAUAAGGAUGUGAGUGACUAUAAGAUCAUUGGAGAUAUUUUUAACUGGACAAUGACGAAUCCUAACCCUGCUAAUAUUAUGGUCAUUUCCGGCGAUAAAGACUACUCGGUCGCCUUACAUCAACUUAGGUUGAGGAGGUAUAACAUCCUUCUAGGAGUGCCUCUAAAUGGAGCCUCCCCUUCUCUCGUCAUUGCGGGAAAUCAGGUUUGGCUUUGGACGAGUUUACUAGCUGGAGGAAAUCCACUCACGAAGACAGGAAUUGCUCAGCUAAUAAAGUGAAGAAAUACAGGACACUGAGGGCUUUUGACUUAAGCCUUUGGAAAAGGGUUUUCUUUUUUUUUUUAUUUGUUUUGCUAAUACACUCGUUCCUAUGCACGAACCCUUUAAUGUAAUGUUUGAAGUUUUUCUUAAUUCAUAAUUAGAGAAAUGGACCAUAUUUAAGUAUUAAAAUUUGA
This is a messenger RNA of Camelina sativa (false flax), 966 nucleotides long. RefSeq lists its product as uncharacterized. Lineage: Eukaryota; Viridiplantae; Streptophyta; Magnoliopsida; Brassicales; Brassicaceae. Gene Ontology annotation, biological process: regulation of gene expression. Gene Ontology annotation, cellular component: peroxisome. Gene Ontology annotation, molecular function: RNA nuclease activity. The record is from RefSeq and is a predicted model, not a curated record.